AUGGCUGUCGGCGUUGCCGAUCAAGUAGGCUGGCCGCAAUACUUCGAAAUGGACGGAUUUCUUGGUCUGAGCUGGCAUUACGCCAACCAAGAUAAGCCAGUGCAAGCAACCUUCUCCGAAGCGAUAAGGCCGAAGCUCCAAUCGAAGAUUUUUGCCAUCGAUUUUCCAUCGAGCGUAUACCCAGAAGGCGGUAAAGUCGACCUGACAUUCGGAUACAUCAACUCUACGAAAGCCGCAGCUGGCUUGCGCACAGCAUACAUUGACCCUGUGAAGCCCAAGUGGACCGCUACCGGCGCUCAAUUCAGUAUCAGUGAAGACCAGGUCCGUGUAGUAGAUAACAGUAGCAAGACCUGGACACAAAAUAUGAACUUCGGGGCUUGGCCUUUGGACGUCGGUACAGAGGUCAUCCAGGCCUACCACAGUCGCGUCACAGGCUCGCAGGUCACGUCCAGAAAAUCCAACGGCGAGCCUAAGAGCUACAAUUUCCCCUGCAACAGUCCCCUGCCCGAUCUAAAUGUGUACUUUCAAGGCGGUGGUGCGGGCACCUGGUAUGGGCGACAGCUGAGCAAUAAUGAUCCGGAUGCGAAUGGUCACAGUGAUGACCCUACGGCGGGGAACGUUGGAUACUUGUUCUUUCAGAAUAACUAUGUCGUUUUUGAUAUGGAUGAGACGAAGCCGAGGAUUCAGUUCGCGCCGUGGAAUGGGACGGACGAUAAGGUGUAUUAG
This is a messenger RNA of Bacidia gigantensis, 726 nucleotides long. RefSeq lists its product as uncharacterized. Bases 1 to 726 code for a protein of 241 amino acids. Lineage: Eukaryota; Fungi; Ascomycota; Lecanoromycetes; Lecanorales; Ramalinaceae. The record is from RefSeq and is a predicted model, not a curated record. The transcript has 4 exons.